Molecule: messenger RNA, 885 nt
Organism: Sclerotinia sclerotiorum 1980 UF-70
Lineage: Eukaryota; Fungi; Ascomycota; Leotiomycetes; Helotiales; Sclerotiniaceae
Exons: 3
Coding region: 1-885 (294 amino acids)
Molecular function (GO): heme binding; oxidoreductase activity, acting on paired donors, with incorporation or reduction of molecular oxygen; iron ion binding
Source: RefSeq, a predicted model, not a curated record
AUGCAAUAUAUAUGCAUAUGCUGCCCAGAUCCCAGGAGGUCAACACUUAUCUUUGCAAGGGCUGAGAUAUCAGAUAUAGACCAUUUGGUAUCAUUCGUGGAUCGUUUUAUGGAUCUCCUCCCGAAUGACGGAAGUAUGGUUGAUGUUCAACCUUUGCUUCAUCGAUUGUAUGAAGAAAACAAGGAGUGGAAGAAUACCUAUACUACAGGGCACAAAUUUGUCGAUCACCAAGUAGCUCGAGCACUUCAAAAAACCACGAAUGCGAAACCCGAGCCAGAUUUUCCAGCGGCACGAAGGCGUUAUAUUCUCGACGAAACGGCGAAGCAGAUCCGCGAUCCCAUCAAACUAAGAUAUCAUGUUCUUGAGGUGUUCAAUCCUACUCGAGACACGACCUCAAUCACCAUUGGCAACACUCUUUUCCAGCUGACCAGACAUCCUCAUAUAUGGACGAAACUUCGCAAGACUUCUUUGGAAAUUAAUGAACCAUUGACCUUCGAGAAUCUUAAACAUCUCGUGGAUUUUAGAUAUGUCAUACAAGAAACCAUUCGUGUAUGGCGUAUAGCUAGUAGGGAUACUAUCCUACCAUUAGGAGGAGGUUCAGAUCAAAAGAAUCCUGUAUUUAUAGCUCAAGGAACGUCUGUUGUUCUUGGUACAUGGAGUAUGAAACAUGAUAAUGGAAUUUGGGGUGAUGAUGUUGAAGUAUUCAACCUAGAUCGAUGGAUAGGUCGCAGGGGACAAGAAGUAUGGGAAUUCGUCCCAUUUCUGGAUGGUCCAAGAAUAUGUCCCGCUCAACAGCGGGUUUUAAGUUAUUCGAUAUACCUUUUACAGUUUUCGGGAGAUGCCCAAGAAGGAGAACACCAGACGGUGUGGGUAACAGCAGACUAG